Stegastes partitus (bicolor damselfish) is the source of this 1889-nucleotide messenger RNA. Its product is annotated as artemin-like. Bases 1 to 675 code for a protein of 224 amino acids. Gene Ontology annotation, molecular function: receptor tyrosine kinase binding; growth factor activity; glial cell-derived neurotrophic factor receptor binding. The transcript is spliced from 2 exons. NCBI's taxonomy places the organism in Eukaryota, Metazoa, Chordata, Actinopteri, Pomacentridae. The record is from RefSeq and is a predicted model, not a curated record.
AUGAAGGCCGGAGCUGCUGGGGUGGGAUCAGACUCGGGCCACGCUGUGGGCCUGCUGGGAGGCCAGGAGGAGAGGGAGCUUCCUGUGACGCUGCCAGAGGUGGUGGAGGACAAGGAGCAGGAAGACGACGGUGACCCUUACUCCACUUGGCACGCCCUAUACGACCCUUUCGUAAUGGAUGAGGUGGAUGACCAUCCGAGCAGCCGCUGGGUGGGGCGCUCUCCGCGCUCCUCCGACCCCACGGAACCUCAGCCCAAGGGAUCAUCAAAGAAAAAGAAGAAGAGGAAGAAGAAAGAAAAGGAGGAAGAGGAGGAGACAGGGAGAGGAGAGAGGAAGGGUAAAGGUAAAGGCCGGCCGCCCAAGCAGAGCAGCAGGGACUGCCGCGUGGAGAAGAGAGAGAUGAGAGUUCGGGACCUGGGACUGGGCUUCGACUCAGACGAGAUUGUCCUCUUCAAGUUCUGCGUGGGCUCCUGCCAGUCCUCCAGGACGAACUAUGACCUGGCACUGAAAGCGCUGCUGGAGAACGGCUCGCUGCCCCGGCGCACCGCCCGCAAGGUCAGCGGCCACCCGUGCUGCCGGCCCGACCGCUACGAGCCCGUUUCCUUCAUGGACGCCCAGACCACGUGGAGGACCAUCCAGUCGCUGUCCGCCGCCAGCUGCAUGUGCAUGGGCUGACGAGAUAAACGAGGGAGGGGGUGAGGAGGAGCAGCGUCACCCAUCCUGAACAGAGGAGUGUGGAAAGUGUGUACGUAUUAAACAACCAGAGGGAGGCGCUGUCUCACGCACAGCACAGGAAGUGAAAGAGGCCACUGGUUCGACUCCUGCGGCCAUUUUCCUGCUGAGGAGGAAGAGUGCUGUUGGAGGAUCAAGGAUGGAAGUCAGACUGCGGAGGAGGUCAGCGGGGAGUCCAGCCCUGGGUUUGUUGUUGCCUCAUCAAACGAGAGAAUUGUUUUAAACUGAAGAACUGAUGCAGAAUCCUGGAGGCUCCUCAUGAAAGAGACUCCUCGUGUGUUUUAUAUGAGCGAGACCUGAAGGCUGAAGCUCGAGAGAUUUAAAGAAAAAACCAAAACGACACAGUUGGAGGAGCAACGCUGUGUUUAUAUUCAGCUUCAGACCGACCAGACGGAGAUGAUGUUCGCUGCUCACAGUGAAAGCAGCUCCGUCCUAAAGCUCCACCUUUUGUUUUCCUCCACACACAAACAGGGACAUGACGUGGUCGUAGAUGUUCUAUGUUCAGGUGAACUCAGCCAAAUGGAUGCCAUGCAUCUUCAUGUAUUACUGUGUAAAAGUAAGAUAUAUUUAUUUCAGAUAAAUUAUUUAUUUAUUAUGGCUUCAUGUGAGAGCUGUUAACUCUAUAAUGUAGAUAUAUAUAUCUAUUUAUUGCCAAAAGUCACAUUUCAUGUUGUGCUUGCAUUCAGUACGUGUUUUUUCUUUCUUUCUUUUCGAGGUGCUGAUCUUCACCUUCAGAACCUCAGAUCCGGGCUGAUUCUGGGUAGAAUUAGAUAAACAACACAAAUCCCAGAAUUCAUAUUCUUUUUUAAAUUUCAUGUCCGACUAAUGACUGUCAGACAAACUGACCUGCAUUAAAAUGAUGUGGUAUAUUUAAAUAAAUGUUUUUCCUCUGAAGCGCCUCAGACUCUCGGGUUUGAUGGCUAAUCGCUAUUUUUGGCAUCAAGUUUUGGAAAAAGAACGUCCGUUUGGCUUAAAGUGACCUUUCUAAACGGAUGAAACCCAACACUGGCUUCUCAUUUUAAAGUGUUUCAGUAAUUCAGCUCAGUUACGCUCUCCAGUACGUCACUCUGUCAUUAUUACUGUUAUUAUUAUUAUAAAGUUUCCUUUAUUUUUGUAUGGCAUUAUCCUCUAAGGGAAUAAAGUUUUUUUUAAAUAUG